This is a messenger RNA of Coccinella septempunctata (seven-spotted ladybird), 1739 nucleotides long. RefSeq lists its product as uncharacterized. Gene Ontology annotation, molecular function: nucleic acid binding. Gene Ontology annotation, biological process: DNA integration. The transcript has a single exon. The record is from RefSeq and is a predicted model, not a curated record. The coding region runs from base 130 to 1086 and encodes 318 amino acids. Lineage: Eukaryota; Metazoa; Arthropoda; Insecta; Coleoptera; Coccinellidae.
GGCGCUUUAGCUACUCAUUCAUAUAUUCGUCGCCGGUACUGGAUUCUGGACGGACGUAAUGUAGUACGCAAUCGACUGCGCAGGUGCAAUCGAUGCUUCUCGUGCAAACCUCGUCCCCUGGUACAACCAAUGGGCAAUCUGCCCCCGGAGCGACUAUCCUCUGCUAUGGCCUUUCUUACCACUGGUGUCGACUACGCCGGACCCUUUUACGUCACGAGUGCCCGACUACGUGGGGCUGUCAGCACGAAGGCAUACCUGGUUGUUUUCAUCUGCUUCACCACCAAGGCAGUUCACCUAGAAUUGGCAUCUGAGCUGUCCACUCCAGCGUUCAUCGCUGCUUAUCGGCGGUUCGUUGCGCGCCGCGGUCACCCUUCCGUCAUCUUUUCCGACAACGGGACCAACUUCGUUGGAGCUCAUAACUACCUUCGUGACCUUGGUCGCUUAUUGUCAGCUCCACAACAUCAGCAGAGUCUUUGUGAUGCUGCCUCGUCGUCUGGAACCGAUUGGCGAUUUAUACCCCCUUCCAGUCCUCACUUUGGCGGCCUUUGGGAGGCCGCUGUGAAAUCUGCUAAGCAUCAUCUCACUCGCGUUAUCGGCGAGCAGAAACUCACUUACGAGGAAUUUCUCACCGUCUGUACACAGGUUGAGGCUAUUCUCAACUCCCGUCCUCUGUAUCUUCCCUCAUCUGACCCUUCGGAUUUUGAGGCCCUCACACCGGGGCAUUUCUUGAUUUUCCGCCCCCUCAACGCUCCUCCUGACCAUGAUGUCAGUUCCGUGUCGGUGAAUCGCUUAUCUCGUUGGCAGCUAGUCCAGCGAUUCCAGCAGGAUUUUUGGAAGCGCUGGCGUCAGGAAUACUUGCAUACCUUGCAGCAACGUCAUAAGUGGUUGCAGCCGUCUACCCCUAUCCUUCCGGGCACUGUGGUCAUCAUUCGAGAUGAUGGUCUUCCUCCUCUGAAGUGGAGUAUCGGCCGUAUAUCAUCUGUUUUUCCCGGAGCUGACUCCACAACUCGUGUGGCUGAUGUUGCCACCCCUUCUGGGACAAUUCGGCGACCAAUCGUCAAGCUGUGUCCUCUUCCAAGUCAGUAGAUGACUUUCUUCUUUCGUCUGUUCACUCCUUUCAGUUGGUCUUACUGAAGGGAUCCUUCAGGGCGGGCGGCAUGUUAAGUCGUGAAAGAAGAAUGUUGUGUUGCCUAGGUGGUCUGCUUCGGGGGUUUUUUCGACCCGAGAACUAGCGCCAUACGGCUUUCGGCGAAAGCAUACAUCGCGACUUGCGUACGACAUAUAAGUCAAUGUCGUCAGUUUGUUUACCACGAGAACGUGCUUCUAAUAAAUUCAGAAAAGUUAUUAAAAUUCAUUGCUAUUCUAUCAUCUAAAGUUGAGGAAGAUUUGUUUCGCAAACUUCUCGUCACCAUACGAUUAUUCAUCUGUUUUCUUCGGUGAAGAAAUAUUCAUCUGCUUUCUUCGGUCAUCUGUUUGGACGGAAAAUUUGAGGUUGAGCAACCAAAACCAAAGGUGAAGUGCCCUUGGAGCCUUGUGCAACCGGUGGAGUGAUCGCCACGAAGCAAGUGCAGAGGAGGUUAUCCCCUUUUUCCCUCCUGGAGCCAAUUCUGCUACUGAGUUGAGUGGAGGAUCACAGGACUUCAUACGUCAACGUCGACUUCUGGGUGAGUGCCUUCAUCUGAUCGGUUGCUCAAUUUUCGUAAUUAUUUUCAUCUGAAAUUGAUCGUUGCAGUUGCCGA